Messenger RNA from Polyodon spathula (Mississippi paddlefish), 2090 nucleotides. Its product is annotated as protein disulfide-isomerase A5-like. The transcript has 17 exons. Gene Ontology annotation, cellular component: endoplasmic reticulum. The record is from RefSeq and is a predicted model, not a curated record. Gene Ontology annotation, molecular function: protein disulfide isomerase activity. The coding region runs from base 41 to 1627 and encodes 528 amino acids. Gene Ontology annotation, biological process: protein folding. Lineage: Eukaryota; Metazoa; Chordata; Actinopteri; Acipenseriformes; Polyodontidae.
UAUCGAGUGCGCAUGAGUACCCAGAUGUGGCAGCAGCAUCAUGGCUCUUUGGAAUCUAUGCGAGAGUGGGCCAGGGACUGCAACAAUGCUCAUUUUCGUGUUGUUGGCUGGGCUGCCAGCUUUUCUACAGGCAUUAAAAAUGUCUCCACUGAUAGAGACGGUCAGUGAUCACAAGGACUUCAAAAAACUCCUCCGAACGAGAACCAAUGUCCUCAUUCUCUAUUCCCAAUCAGCUGCUGCAGGUGAAAGCCAGCUCAAGUUUCUCUCUGACGUGGCACAAGCUGUGAAAGGCCAGGGUACCAUUGCGUGGGUGAAUUGUGGAGACUCUGAAGGACGAAAGCUCUGCAAAAAGACGAAGGUCGACCCCAGCUCGAAGAAAAAUGGAGUUGAAUUGCUGCAUUACAAAGAUGGAACCUUUCAUACAGAAUAUAACAGACCUGAAAAAUACAAGUCCAUGGUCGCUUUUCUAAAGGAUCCAGCUGGGGCUCCACUAUGGGAAGAGAAUCCAGAAGCCAAAGACGUCACUCACAUUGAAAAUGAGAAGGAAUUCAGAAAGCUGCUGAAGAAGGAAGAAAGGCCAAUUCUAAUGAUGUUUUACGCUCCAUGGUGUGGCGUGUGUAAGAGAAUGAUGCCUGUGUUCCAGCAGGCAGCCUCCGAGGUCAAGGGUUCAUAUGUGUUUGCAGGAAUGAACGUGCACCAGUCAGAGUUUGAAGGGAUCAAGCAGGAGUUCGGUGUCAAGGGCUAUCCCACCUUCUGUUACUUCGAGAAAGGAAAGUUCCUCCACCACUACGAAAGCUAUGGGGCAACAGCAAAGGACAUAGUGGAGUGGAUGAAAGGCCCUCAGCCUCCGCAGCCCCAAGCUCCAGAGGUGGCGUGGUCUGAACAGGGCUCUGCAGUGUUCCACCUGACUGACGACAAUUUCCACCAGUUCCUCCAGGAUCACCCUUCAGUGCUGCUCAUGUUUUAUGCCCCCUGGUGUGGACACUGCAAGAAGAUGAAGCCUGAAUACGACGAGGCUGCUGAGGUCCUCAACAAGAACCAGGAUAGCCCAGGUGUGCUGGCAGCAGUCGACUCCACAAUCCACAAAGCUGUAGGGGAGAAGUACCACAUCUCCGGCUUCCCUACAGUCAAGUACUUUGAGAAUGGAGAGGAGAAAUACACCCUGCCCCACCUCCGCAGCAAGGACAAGAUCAUUGAGUGGCUUCACAACCCCCAGCCCCCCCCUCCACCGGAGCAGUCCUGGGAAGAGAAGCCGUCCAGCGUCGGCCACCUGGGGGCGCAGGAUUUCCACGAGUCCUUGAAGAAGAAGAAGCACGCGCUCGUCAUGUUUUAUGCUCCAUGGUGCCCGCACUGUAAGAAUGCAGUCCCCCACUUCACAGCCGCCGCGGACCUGUUUAAAGAAGACCGAAAGAUUGCUUAUGCUGCUGUGGACUGCACCAAAGGGCAGAACAAUGAUCUCUGCAAACAAGAAAGUGUCGAGGGUUACCCGACCUUCAAUUACUACAACUAUGGAAAAUUCAUUGAGAAAUACAGUGGAGACCGAGGGGAGUCGGGAUUUAUCGGCUUCAUGAAGACACUACGAGGGAAGGAUCAGGAAAAGGUGGGCAAGCGGAAAGAAGAGUUGUAACAGAAUCUGUUGGGAGGAAGGAGCCUACCACUGCACUGUGAAUGAUCGGAGCCCAGCACUACUGUAACCAGGGACUUGACACCUUCUUCACAGACACAGCUUUUUAUACACAGUCAGCAGUUUGGACGAUAUUUCUAAUACAAUCCGACCAUUUUGAGAUUACUAUUUUUUUAUUUUUUAAAUGACCAUUUCCAAAGUGCUCCAGUACUACAUGUUACCUAUGCAAAACGUUAUUGUUUCCAGUUGUGUCUGCGGGUGGCUUUUUAAAUGUGUUUCUCUUUACUGGGUGAAGCGUUUAAGUCAAAUGUGUGUUUCUACAGGAGUAUGCACUAUUCAAAAAACAGGUUUUGUUAGAGGCCCCAACAAUUUACAAAAAAUCUAAAAAUAAAAAUGGGUGUAAAAUUGUAAAGAUUCUGGUGAUGUGUGAAGCUAUUUUUGCAUGAAUAAAAUAGUUUAAAUUUAA